This is a messenger RNA of Oncorhynchus kisutch (coho salmon), 3554 nucleotides long. RefSeq names its product MAGUK p55 subfamily member 7-like. Gene Ontology annotation, molecular function: protein binding. The transcript is spliced from 16 exons. Bases 1 to 1617 code for a protein of 538 amino acids. NCBI's taxonomy places the organism in Eukaryota, Metazoa, Chordata, Actinopteri, Salmoniformes, Salmonidae. The record is from RefSeq and is a predicted model, not a curated record.
AUGCAUGACGUCAGAGCCCUGGCUCUGCGCUUCACAGCACCCUGUGUGUUUGAACUGAUGUCCUUGGUGAUCUCUGGGAUGAAAUCCAUAAUGGACAGAAAUGAGGACUUUACAUUUCUUAAAAGCAUGAUCAUGGAAAGGAGAUUCCAUCUACUGGUCAAGAUCCAUGCGAGGUUGAGGCGGUUUGGAUCAAGGAAUCCUGUCCCGGUCCGCGAUAACGCAAAGAGUCUGGCCUGUAACUUGGCUGAGGAGCUGUGGACUCAAGUGGCUAGUGCUGAAUGUUCAGAGUUGAUCAGCCUGCUCUCCAACCCGCACAUCAAGGGCCUUCUCUCUGUUCACGACAUAGUAGCACAGAAAGGUUAUGACCCCGAGCUGCCACCCCUACCUGAUAACAUCGAAGAAGAGGAUGAGGACUCUGUGAAGAUUAUAAGCCUGUUCAAAAGCCAGGAGCCACUGGUGAGUGGAUCAUGGUCUCAAUUAUUUGUACGGUCGCUCUUUGACUACAAUCCCGAGGAGGACCCUGCCAUCCCCUGCAGACAGGCAGGGCUGGGCUUCAAGAGGGGGGACAUCCUUCAGAUCGUUAACCAGGAGGACGACACCUGGUGGCAAGCCUGUCGUCAUGGUGACAGCAACUCCCGAGCAGGACUCAUCCCCUCCAGGCAACUUCAGGAGAGGAGAGUCGCUCUCCAGCGGCCCAAAGCCUUAUUUAAACCUCAGAGAGUCCCAAACAAAGUGACAGAAAAGGAGGAAGCUCUCUCUACAGUGGUGGAGGAUGCAGACUAUGGAGCUAUUACUGGAAUCCACAUCGCUGGUCUGAGAAGGAGUUUCCGGCUGGGCAGGAGGGGCAGUAGGAGUGGGAAUGUUGAGUCUAAAAGGAAGAGCCAGGAGAUGGGAGGAGCCACACAGACACCCACCUACCUGGAGGUGGCACCGUACUGCAGGGACCAUAAAGAGGGACGUCGGCUGGUCCUGCUGGUUGGUCCCAGUGGAGUUGGGCUGAGUGAGAUGAAGAGGAGACUCCUGCUCUCUGACCCUGACCACUAUGGUGUCACUGUUCCACACACCACCAGAGAGAAGAGGAAGCAGGAGAAAGAUGGGGUAGAGUACCACUUUGUCUCAAGGCAGACGUUUGAAAUGGACAUCGUCAACCACAAGUUUUUAGAGUAUGGGGAGCACAGAGGGAACUACUACGGGACCAGUCUGGAGUCAGUGCACAAGGUCAUAGGGGAGGACAAGGUGUGCCUACUGGAUGUGCAGCCUAAUACUGUACAGCGCUUACACACAACUGAGUUCAAACCAUGUGUUGUUUUUGUGAAGCCACCAUUGAUUCAGGAGCUACGUUUUAGCCGGAGGAAAGCUACAUUAAUUUCCACCCAAGAUAUGACGAAACUGACAAAGACAUUUUCGGAAGAGGACUUUGAAGAUAUGAUUAGCUCAGCAGAAGCCAUGGAUAGCCAGUACGGCCACCUGUUUGAGAUGGUCGUCGUCAAUGGCGAUUUCGCCAUGGCAUUCAACAAACUGAGGGCGGAGCUGGAAAAGCUUGAGACGGAGGCGCCUCAGUGGAUUCCUGUGGAGUGGACCAGUCACACCAAACAGAACACAGAGAGCGUGUGCUGAACACACUAGGAGGCUGGUUAUGCAUGUCUCAUUCACACUCACAGGAGGCUGCUGAGGGGAGGAUGGCUCAUAAUGUCUGGAAUGGAAUUAAUGGAAUGAUAUCAAAUACAUGGAAACCAUGUGUUUGAUGUGUUCGAUACCAUUCCAUUUAUUCCGUUCCAGCCAUUACUAUGAGCCGGUCCUCCGCAAUUAAGGUGCCACCGGCCACCCGUGUUCACACUAUAGUGUCAACCCGUACUGUGUGGGGUCAGAUAUUUUGUUUUCACAUUUUCCUUUACAGCACAGUUCCAGCCACUUUGAUGGAUGCAUAACCAGGCCAACCUAGUAUAGCUAGGCUUGGCCCUAUAGUGUGAUUCAGGCAACAGCGACUGAAGAAAUGUAGGGAGAGAGAAUUGCACAUCCAUUUUUUCCUCCAUAAGUUAAACUUACUUCAUCUUUUGACGCACAUAAAAAAAACUGAUAGAUUACACAUGGCCGUCAACUGUUUUUAGUCAAAAUUGAGAGUGGUUACAUUUCUCAAGUCCCAUCCCUUACCUGUGGUGUGACCACUUCGUUGUUGUUUGAAUCCUAGAUUUCCUCUUUUAAACUGGAAAAGGACUCUUCUGCCAAAACAGAGGAAAUGUCAAGGAACAUGGUCACACCCCUAAAGGAAUACAGAAGUGUAAGGGGAACCACUCAAGGCAGAGAAAAUAAUGUACAAACUUUGACUAAAUCUAAAAUACUAUAAUCAUUAUUUAUAUGUGUAAUAUGUAGACAGAGUCUAGACAGCCUUCAUGAGAAAUAACUAGUCCCAACUUCAAGUUAGUCACAGAGCACGGCUCUUAAAGAACUAUAGGAAUCCAAGUCCCUACGCCUCCUGUCUGACCAUAGUACUUACAUGUCCAAAACAGUGUUAUUGGUUCCUGCCGCCUACGUGCCAGCUUUUCUUUUCUUCGAGUUCGCAUUUCUACAUUGGCAAUUAGGGUCGAAACAUAAAAAACCUCCAAAAGCUUGUGGUCACACAGACCUUCCCCCUGCCAAGUUACAAACACGAGCAUGUAAUUACUUUGACAGCUGCAAUACCUCAAUUAACGGUAAUGUAUCCCAGAGCAAAUAUUACCCAGCCCAAACACUCACCAACACUAACAACAUGCUGCAUAUAGAACAAGGAAACAGUGCACACAAGCAUAGUCAACACUUAACAAAAUAUAUGAAAAAAGUGUUAGUGAAACUAAACGAAUUGAAGAUAUUUUGACAGGGAAAGGUUAACAAGGGAACAUGGACAAGAUGAAGCAGAUUCAUUGCUUUUGAUGCUGAAAUGGUAAUAAAAAAAUGAAUUGCACAGACAUUGUGGGAGGAGUGGUUGACUGUGAAAGGAUUACGUUGUAAGAUAACUCAUUCGAAUUUGUUUCUAUUCAUGUGUAAAGUUAAGUAUGAUUUCAAAGUCGUAAAGUGUGCACUUGUCAACAUUUCAUAAUUACAGACAAUGUCAGAAAAUUGUCAUAAGUGACAUCAUUGACAAACAUUUCCAUUCAACAAUUCCAUAUUUCACGGUUAAUGAGGAGAAUGACAUACAGCACACAACACGCCCAGUAAAUCUUUAAGUGAUUCCAUUUAAUGAAUGCAUUCCUGUGAGUACAGGGGGAUUUCCUUCCUCUUUUGGAUCAUGCUGUCAAUUGGGUGUGAAAGAGUGUAAAUGUGUCCAUCAUGUCUUAAAGACGAAACCACCAUCAUGUGAAGUCAGUUUUGUGAUUUAGGCUCUCGAGCCACCUAACAUGCUGACCACACCACUCGAGCGCACUUGCAUCUGCGUGCGCCAUCGCGAGCAUUUUGAUUUUGUCCACCCUCACCAGACGCGAUCAGGACACGCUGGUUGAAAUGUCAAAGUAAUAUUAGUUGGGGGACAGGUCGAAAAGCAUUAAACAUUUAUGGCAAUUUAGCUAGCUAGCUUGCUGUUG